Messenger RNA from Pseudogymnoascus destructans, 1095 nucleotides. RefSeq lists its product as uncharacterized. NCBI's taxonomy places the organism in Eukaryota, Fungi, Ascomycota, Leotiomycetes, Thelebolales, Thelebolaceae. Bases 1 to 1095 code for a protein of 364 amino acids. The transcript has 2 exons. The record is from RefSeq and is a predicted model, not a curated record.
AUGCCCGACGAAUUCAGCGAUGAUCAGAUUGCCGCGAUACUUAGCAAAGAGGCUAAAGAAAGUUCCAUAAAAUUCUCAGCCCAUGGCAUGUCCGCAUUUCUCCCUUCCAAACCCCCCGCCAAUAAACCUAAGCCAAAUACUCGUUUCCUUCGCAAUCUUGUCCGUGAUACAGACUCGCAUAAUGCAGCGCUGCUCGCCAAGGAAGCCGCGGAGUCGCGUAAUCGUCUCGAGCAAUUAGUCACGAAAGAUACACGAAGAGCAAACGAUAUUAGGCGUCGCCAACUUGGAAGCAUUACUGCGGUUUUAAACGGGAAUGCGCCAAAACGACAGAGGACUGGUGGCGCGGCCAGGCCAAUGCGCGAUGAGGGAGCUUCCUCUGGUGGUUUGGAGGAGAGGAAGGAUCGAUCAACCAACACCGAGGACUAUCGUCAGGAUAAGGGAAGGAGAGCGCGCAAAUUCACAGAUGACGAAGAUAUGGAAGAUGUAUCAUCGUCAAAGGACAGGCAUCGGUCGCAUCGAAGCGAGUCAACACGUCGAAGCCAUCAUGAGAAGCAUAGGUCUCGGCAUCGUUUAAGAUCCCGCUCCCCUAACGAAGACAGAAGAAGUAGGGAUCCAAAACGGCGCGAACGUUCGCCUGGACGGCGCUCACUACUCUCUUCCUCCAGUCGCGAUGAGAAAUCAUACGACAGAGAACGGCGGCGGAAACCUUCACCUCACGCGGAUUCAGAUUCGGACCCCCUAGAAGCUAUUGUCGGUCCCCUGCCGCCACCAAAGGUAAAAAGCCGUGGCCGCGGCACUGUAUCGUCGACCUCUGGAAUUGACGCCCGGUUCUCGGAAAACUAUGACCCAGCGCUUGACCUAGUACCAGAGAACCAAGAAACCGACAGCAAUGGUGACGACUGGGAGCUAGUGCUGGACCGUGUGAAAUGGAAGCAACAGGGUGCGGAUAGGCUCAAGGCAGCUGGGUUUACGGAAGAAGAAAUACAGGGAUGGAAGAGUGGGAAGAAGGCAGAAGUGAAGUGGACGGCAAGUGGAAAGGAGAGAGAGUGGGAUAGGGGGAAGCCUGUCAGUGGCGUCGAUGGUGGCGCUGCAUGA